CAUGACAACGACGGCGAAGGGGGACCCGGGCGGGGUCGGGUCGGAGCGCAUGCGCGGUGUGCGCCCGACGCAGCACGUCUUCCCGAGUCGCCGGCGCUGCUGUAGCGGGGGUUCCUGAACUGCGGGCGGCCCGGCUCCCUGCGCUCGGCCAUGGCCCCCCCGCCUCCGUGCAGGCUCCCGAGGUCGCUGCCGCCGUGGCCGCUGCUGCUGCUGCUGCUGAGCGUGGCGCUGCUGGGUUUCCAGGCCCGCGCCGAGCCCACCGCCGGGAGCGCCGUCCCCGCGCAGAGCCGUCCGUGCGUGGACUGCCACGCGUUCGAGUUCAUGCAGCGCGCCCUGCAGGACCUUCGGAAGACGGCCUACAGCCUGGACUCGCGGACGGAGGCGCUCCUGCUGCAGGCCGAGCGCCGGGCCCUGUGUGCCUGUUGGCCUGCCGGGCGCUGAGGAUCUUCAGACAGUGCUGUUCCCUCAUCAAUAAACACCCGGCCCAGCA
Ailuropoda melanoleuca (giant panda) is the source of this 490-nucleotide messenger RNA. RefSeq names its product NELL2 interacting cell ontogeny regulator 1 (gene NICOL1). The record is from RefSeq and is a predicted model, not a curated record. The coding region runs from base 151 to 441 and encodes 96 amino acids. NCBI's taxonomy places the organism in Eukaryota, Metazoa, Chordata, Mammalia, Carnivora, Ursidae. The transcript is spliced from 4 exons.